AUGAAAGUAGUAGCUGUAACACUUAAAAAUGUUUAUGAUAAAAGAUUAAAAGUUAAAAGUGGUUAUAAAAUUAUUCAUGAAGCACCAAUUCUCAGACAUUUUACUGUUGAAUUAGAAAAGUUAUAA
Messenger RNA from Dictyostelium discoideum AX4, 126 nucleotides. RefSeq lists its product as hypothetical. The transcript has a single exon. The coding region runs from base 1 to 126 and encodes 41 amino acids. The record is from RefSeq and is a predicted model, not a curated record. Lineage: Eukaryota; Evosea; Eumycetozoa; Dictyosteliales; Dictyosteliaceae.